GCUUCCUUGGCCUGGGAGCCUCAGACCGCCGAGUGGGAAGGGUUGCCACCCCGCUUCGACUCCGGCGGGACGGGGGGCUCUGGACUUCUGGUGCCCAGCGUCCGGGGUCUCCGGCCCGGCUCCGCCGCCCCCAGCCUUCAGCCGCGCAGCCCCUCGGCCCACAGGAUGAUCGGGACCCCCGCCCGGGUCCUGGGGAGCUGCAGAGCCACCCUGGCUCAGGCUACGACCUCAACGAGAAGCUUGCUGCGGGGCUUCCACAUGCAGGUCCAUCCGACGGUCCGGGAAGCCCUGACCCUGGGGAAGCCGGUGGUAGCCCUGGAGAGCGCCAUCGUGACCCACGGAAUGCCGUAUCCCCGGAAUCUGAGCAUGGCCCGAGCCGUCGAGGAGAUCGUGAAGACGCACGGGGCCGUGCCGGCCACCGUGGGCGUGCUGGAUGGCAGGAUCCACGUCGGCCUGAGCCAUCCCGAGCUGCGGUCCUUGGCGGAGAGGAAGGGGACGUUCAAAGUGUCCCGCAGGGACCUUCCCUACGUGCUGAGCCAGGGCCUGUCCGGGGGCACCACCGUGUCGGCGACCAUGAUCGUGGCGAAGAAAGCCGGGAUCUCCGUGUUUGUGACCGGAGGCAUCGGAGGGGUCCAUCGAGAGGGAGAGAAGACCCUGGACGUGAGCGCUGACCUGACGGAGCUGGGACGCACGCCCGUGGCUGUCGUUUCCUCCGGCGUCAAGUCGAUUCUGGACAUCGGCCGGACGCUGGAGUAUCUGGAGACUCAGGGGGUCUGCGUGGCAACUUUUGGGGAGUCCCGGGAUUUCCCUGCCUUCUUCUGCCCCCACAGUGGUUUCCAAGCCCCCUACCACGUGCCGAACGAGAAGGAAGCAGCCAAACUCAUCGCCGGGGCUCUGGAGCUGGGCCUGGGCAGCGGGCUCCUGAUCGCAGUGCCCGUCCCUCCAGACCAAGCCGCGUCCGCACAGGAGAUCGAAGCAGCCAUCCAACAGGCUCUGGGCGAGGCCAGGGUGAAUGGGAUCGUGGGAAAGGAAUUGACACCAUUUGUGCUCCAGAGGGUGAAUGAGCUGAGCGGUGGAAAGUCCCUUGAAUCCAACAUGGCUCUGAUCCAGAAUAACGCCAGUGUGGGCAGCCGUAUCGCCGUGGCCCUGAGCCAGCUCCGGAUGGCACCUGGUGGUGGGAAUGACGGCGGCGGGAGGAGGGCGAGGGGGGAGGCCGUACUGCCCGCCCAGCCGGUGGUCGUCGGAGGCACCAACAUUGACUUCAUAGCGAAGACAAAGAGCGGGACCCUACAGGCAGGCGGCCAGACCCUCCCCGGGAAGGUGAUCCAGGCCUUCGGGGGCGUUGGAUGUAACCUGGCAGACUGCCUGAGCCGGCUGGGAUGGUCUCCUCUGUUCAUCUCCGCGCUGGGCAAGGAUGCGCUUUCUCGGUCCGUGCUGCGCUACUGUAGCCACAUGGACAUGGGAGGGGUGGCCCAGCUGGAGGGGCACAGCACCGCCACUUACUGUGCCGUGGUCUCGGGCAACGGGAAGCUCACCCUCGGCCUCGGAGACAUGGACGUCCACGAGCAGAUCACCGAGCAGUGGGUGUCAACGUUCGAGGACCGCCUGUGCCGGGCCCCGCUCCUCUGCUUCGAUGGGAACCUUCCCCUCGCCACCAUCCGCUACCUGUGCGACCUGGCCAGGGACCACCGCAUCCCCCUGUGCUUCGAGCCCACGGAUGAGAACAAGGCCUCGAAGCCGUUCCUGUCGGACAGCUGGACGGCUCUGACCUACGCCUCUCCCAACCUGCGGGAACUGAGGGCCAUCGCCCGGGCGCUCGGGCACCCCGGCCCCGCAGAGUUGCCCCGGGAGCUGGACGCUGUCCUGAGCGUGGCGGGGGAUCUGGCCCGGCCCCUGCUGCAGAACCUGCGCUGCGUGGUGGUGACCCUCGGCGAGCACGGCGUCCUUCUGUGUGGCCGCCAGGGCUCGCCGCCGACAGUCUCCCUGGCCCCGGCCCCGCGUGGACCGAGGGCACCCGAGGGACUGUUCGCGACCCACUUCCCGGCCCCCCCGGUCCCGGCCGCCGAGAUCGUCAAUGAACUGGGAGCCGGAGACAGCUUUCUGGCGGGAAUGCUGGCGGGGCUGCUCUCCGGCCUCGGGACGGGCCCCUGCGUGGGCAUGGGGAUGCUGGCGGCCGGCUUCUCCCUGCGGUCCCCCUGGCCCGUCUCCCCACGGGUCAGCACUGCCACCGUGAACCUGGAGCGGACGAGGUCGGGCCGCUGGCCGGAGCCACGGACCUGGAGGAUCGACUAGGCCUACCGUCGCGAGGUGGACGGCCGCCCCACCCGGCCCCCAUCCUGAUCCUUCCCCGGUGCCUUCCGGCUACCUCAGCCGGGGUCCCGAGAACUGACCGGAUCAGGUCGGCCCCUCUGUCUGGGGCAGGCAGAGGCCUCUAGGGGUUGCGGGGGGGGGGGGGGGCUCUCUGUCUCCUCCCAGCUGGAUCCUCACCUCCCUCCCACCCCCCAGGCCUCACUGGGUCCCUUCUUGGUGGGCACCCAUUUGGCCCAAUCGGGGGGAUGGGGACAGUUCCCUCGGGACCCUUUUACACUAACUUGAACUCAGCUGUCAGCCCCAGGAUGAACAGCUGCUCUUUCCAUUCCUUCUCCUUGUUUCCAUUCCGUUCUCUCCUCCUCCAUUUCUUCUUGCCCGGGCUUCCCUUCGGAUCCUCCCUCCUCCUGCCAUCUCUAGCUUCACUGUCUCCAUCAGAGACCCACGAGCCAGAUCCCGGAAGGGUCUGACCGAGGAGAGAGUCGCCCUGUGCUUCCUACAGUCCAGGCAUCUCCACCCCUCACUGACAGCUGCCCAACUCAUUUCCAUCUUGUGGUCCACUCUGAACUCCAAAUCUUCUUCCACCCCUUAUUUUAUUUUAGAGAUCGCCAUUGAACUCGAAUUUUCUCUGUUGGCUUCCCCAGUGGAUCAGAGUCUCAUCCAUAUGUCCAUCAGAUGUCCACCCGGUUGUCCAAGGAGCUGGUCACCUUGUCCGGUUGGCUGGCACCUCUCCACUUUGUGAUUCUUUUACCGAGUAAAAGGGCCAGGUUGACCAUUUUAUAUUAUGUUGUAGGCACUUUGAAAGUAAGGAUUAUGACUCUUACUUCGUACCUACCAACUCUCUUGCUAUACCAAGUGCUCUGCACUCGAUAAAUAUGCUUGAUCGAUUAAUUAAGGUUUUAAAAAAUCAAAAAGCCUCUGCACUUUUCAGCUUUGUUUAUUAAAUUUCUCCACCCCCAGUGGGAUAAAGGCAGGGGGCAACCCUUAUUUUAUUCUC
This is a messenger RNA of Ornithorhynchus anatinus (platypus), 3304 nucleotides long. Its product is annotated as pseudouridine-metabolizing bifunctional protein C1861.05-like. The coding region runs from base 166 to 2292 and encodes 708 amino acids. The record is from RefSeq and is a predicted model, not a curated record. NCBI's taxonomy places the organism in Eukaryota, Metazoa, Chordata, Mammalia, Monotremata, Ornithorhynchidae. Gene Ontology annotation, molecular function: pseudouridylate synthase activity. The transcript is spliced from 19 exons.